Messenger RNA from Cricetulus griseus (Chinese hamster), 3246 nucleotides. NCBI's taxonomy places the organism in Eukaryota, Metazoa, Chordata, Mammalia, Rodentia, Cricetidae. The record is from RefSeq and is a predicted model, not a curated record.
UCUCCUUCGUGUUUGUCCUUUUGCAGGUGUCGGCACCUUUCGUGUUUGUUCUAUGGAAAGUUUCAGGUGCUUUCUGAAGAAUCUCUUUCCCAUGUGCCGGUCUCCCACUGCUCAACCAGUCCUGCACAGCUGUCAAUCAGACAGUAAGCUCCGGAUGGCGUAGGGAGAGGAGACAGUAUCAAAGGACCCCCAGAAGAGUUCCAGUAGUUGUUCCUGAGACAGAAACUCAGAGAAGAACAACAGGAAGGAUGGAUGGUUCUUCUGCAAAUGCACCCCAGGGUCUGUUGACAUUCAGGAAUGUGACUGUGGACUUCUCCCAGGAGGAGUGGGAAUGUCUAGACUCCUCUCAAAGGGCUCUGUACAUGGAUGUAAUGUGGGAGAAUUACAGCAAUCUAGUUUUUAUAGAGAACCAUUGCAUAUGUGGAAAAUACGAGAAGGUCUUGGAUCAAGGCUCAAAGCACAUUGUCCAUGAGGAUGUGAAUACCCAGGAGAAGUCUCACAAAUGGUAUGAGCUUGGCAAAACGAUUCAUGAAUCCUCCCAAGGUAUACCUUAUAACACAAGUGGAACUACAGAAAACUGCCAGGACUACAGAAGUGGUAACCACAGUGAUGCCUCUAUUGAGUCAUCAAAUCCAAUGUUUGGGAACACUGCAGAAGAACAAUACAAAUAUCAAGUUUACGGGGAGUGUUUAAAUAUGUGCCCUAUCAUUAGCCAAUAUCAACAAAUCCACACUGGAAAGAAAGAACACAAAAAUACAGAGUAUGAUGAAUUUUUUGACUAUAACCAUGAACUAAAGGUGAAACAAAUCCAUAGUGGAGAAAAACCAUACCAAUGCAGGAAAUGUGGAAAAUAUUUCAGGACCUAUUUGAGCCUCAGUAGACAUCAGAGAGCUCAUCCUGGAGAGAAACACUAUAAGUUUACAGAAUGCAGUAAGUCAUUUCUCUAUUUCUCACACCACAAAGCACAUUAUAACAUCCAUUAUGGAGAAAAACCCUACAAAUGUACAGAAUGUGGCAAGUGCUUUUAUUAUACAUUGGGCAUUAAAAGACGUUACAGAAUUCACACUGGAGAAGAGACUUACAAAUGUAAUGAUUGUAGAAAACGCUAUAUAUGCUGCCUGGGUCUUAGAAAAUAUCAGAAUAUCAGUGGAGGAGGAAGGCCUUAUGAAUGCAAAAAGUGUAGUAAGUCCUUCUAUACAUUGUCACACCUUGAAUACCAUUACAGAACUCACAGUGGAAAGAAAAUUUAUAGAUGUAAUGAAUGUGGUAAAUCCCUUUCCACCUCCUCAGGUCUGCAAAGACAUCAAAGAAUUCACACAGGAGAAAAAUCUUACAUAUGUAGUGAAUGUGACAAGUGCUUUAUCCAAAAGUCCCAGCUUAAAACCCAUCAAAAAAUUCACACAGGAGAGAAAACUUACAAAUGUAGUGAAUGCGAGAAAUGUUUUUCUGUUGGUGCAUCUCUUAGAAUACAUCAAAGAAUUCACACGGGAGAGAAACCUUACAAAUGCAGUGAAUGUCACAAAUGCUUUAUCCAGCAAGCCCACCUUAGAAGACAUCAGAAAACUCAUACUGGGGAGAAACCUUACAAAUGUAGUGAAUGUGAGAAAUCUUUUUCUGUUGGCUCAGAUCUUAGAAUGCACCAGAAAAUUCAUACUGGAGAGAAACCUUACAAAUGUAGUGAGUGUGACAGAUGCUUUAUUCAGAAAGCCAAGCUUAAAAAACAUCAGAGAAUCCACACAGGAGAGAAACCUUACAAAUGUGGUGAGUGUGAGAAAUCCUUUACCGUUGGCUCAGAUCUUAGAACACAUCAGAAGAUUCACACAGGAGAGAAGCCUUACAAAUGCACUGAAUGUGACAAAUGUUUUAUCCGGAAAGCCAACCUUAGAAGACACCAGAGAAUUCAUACAGGAGAGAAACCUUACAGAUGCAAUGAGUGUGAGAAGUGCUUCAUCCAGAAAGCCAAUCUUAGAACUCAUCAGAGAAUCCACACGGGAGAGAAACCUUACAGAUGCAGUGAAUGCGGGAAGUCCUUUACCGUUGGCUCAGAUCUUAGGAAGCAUCAGAAAUGUCACACUGGAGAGAAACCUUACAAAUGCAAUGAAUGUGACAAAUGCUUUAUUCGUAAAGCCCACCUUAGACGACAUCAGAGAAUCCACACGGGAGAGAAACCUUACAAAUGCUCUGAAUGUGACAAAUGCUUUAUCCAGAAAGCCAAUCUUAGAACACAUCAGAAAAUCCAUACAGGAGAGAAACCUUAUAAAUGCAAUUACUGUGACAAAUGCUUUAUCCAGAAAGACCACCUUCGAACUCAUCAGAGAACUCACACAGGCGAGAAACCUUUCAAAUGCAGUGAAUGUGACAAAUCUUUUGCUGGUGGUUCAGUUCUUCGGAAACAUCAGAAAAUUCAUACUGGAAGAAAUCUUACCAGUACAGUGAAUUUGACUAACCCCUUAUCCAGAAAACCAACCCUAGAGCUCAUCAAAGAAUUGAUACAGGAGAGAAACCUUAUAAAUGCAAUGUAUAUGGCAAACUCUUUACCUGUCUCUCAGGUCUAAGAAAAAAAUCGGAAAAUACAUACUAAAGAAAAAACUUUCCAUCGGAAGUAAUAUGGGAUAUACUUUAUACAAGCUCUACCCUUAUGGACCAUUACAGCAUCCACACUAGGGAGUCAUUAUGUACAUGAGAAAUGUGUGAAAGCCUUUGAAUAAUGUUCGAAUCUCAGAAUACUGAGGAAAACUUCUGCAAGUGUGAUAUUGCAGGAAUAUUUUCAUUAAAAUGUUUUAUUUUCUCACCUUCAAAUAAUUCAUAAUGAUUACAAAAAGGAGAAGCCUGAAGAAUGUGCUGCUGUUUGUCAGUUUUCUGGAGCCUGAAACAUUCCCUCCUGUAGGGAAGCUGAUUAAGACAGUAAAUAAAAAAAAUAGCUUCAAGAAGUCCCUGAAGCUUUCAGGAAUCACUGUGCUUAAUUCCAUUGAAGAAACUUAUCCCAGUCUUGCUGUUUAGAAGAAGCUUUGGUGAAUUGAGCCAGUAAGAUACAAUGAUUGCCCUUUGGCAUACAGAUAUGCCUACAGGUGUGUAGUAUUCUUUGUGUGUCCAGUGUUCAUAAGCUGUUUUUCAUGCUGGCUUGGCAUUUCAUCAUGGCAACUGUCCCCUAAUCACUUUUGUUCUUGUAAGCAACUCCAUUCCCAUUGCUUAUGCAAGUAACCCCAAUAAAAGCUGUUGGUUCAACAAGAUGUAUUUCAGGGGCAA